AUGGCUUCGCGGCGAGACUUCCUCAGCCAGAAAGCACCCGAGAACUACGUCGCCGGUCUCGGUAGAGGCGCAACGGGCUUCACGACACGGUCGGAUCUAGGACCUGCUCGAGACGGGCCUAGCACGGAACAGAUUCAAGAAGCACUCGCGAAGCGAGCCGCGCAGUUAGGCGCAGCGCCCCCAACCGCGUACGGUGCAGUCGACAAGAAGAAACCAGAACAAGACGAAGAAGACGAUGAACGAUUCCAGGAUCCAGAAAACGAGGUGGGAUUGUUUGCCUAUGGACAGUAUGACCAGGCCGACGACGAGGCCGACCGGAUAUACCAAGCGGUGGACGAAAAGAUUGAGAGACGGCGGAAAAGACCAAGGGAAGCACGAGAGAAGGAAGAACUCGAAGAAUAUAAUCGAAAGAAUCCCAAGAUAUCAGAAGAGUUUGCCGCAUUAAAAAGAAAUCUUGCGACGGUGUCGGACGAAGAUUGGGCCAAUCUGCCGGAACCUGGUGAUUUGACAGGCAAGAAUCGAAGAUCCAAACAAAAUCUUAGGCAACGCUUUUACCCAGUCCCCGACACCGUGUUGGCCGGCGCCAGAGACUCGACAGAAUUCCAAACUAGCGUCCAAGACGAUGGAGGCCAGGCGAGCGCGGAUAACAAGGACGGAACGAUGACCAACUUUGCCGACAUUGGUGCUGCCAGAGAUAAAGUCCUCAAAGCCAGGUUGGAUCGAGCAGCGCAGAUGGACGCCGGUACCGGGUCGGCAUCAACCAUCGACCCCAAAGGAUACCUCACGAGUCUUGCGCAAACAGAAUUGACCUCUUUGGCCGCCGAUGUUGGCGAUAUCAAUCGGGUAAGGGUACUGCUGGAGUCGGUCUGCAAGACAAAUCCGAAACAUGCGCCAGGCUGGAUUGCAAUUGCACGGCUCGAGGAAUUGGCCGGCAAGAUCGUGUCAGCCAGGAAAGUGAUUGCACAAGGAUGCGAACAGUGUCCGAAAAGUGAAGAUGUCUGGCUAGAAAACAUUCGACUCAACGACAACCACAAUGCCAAGAUCAUCGCUGCUAACGCCAUCAAGCACAACGAUCGUUCAACGAGGCUAUGGAUCGAGGCUAUGAAACUGGAGACAGAUACUCGCGCGAAGAAACGAGUCUUGCGACAAGCUCUAGAUCACAUUCCACAGUCUGUGCUGAUCUGGAAGGAGGCUGUCAAUCUGGAAGAAGAUCCGGAGGAUGCGAAACUGUUGCUUGCAAAGGCCACCGAAAUCAUCCCCUUGUCCGUCGAGUUGUGGCUCGCCCUUGCUCGACUCGAAUCGCCCGAAAAUGCUCAGGCUGUCCUCAACAAGGCGAGGAAAGCUGUACCUACCAGUUACGAGGUCUGGAUCGCCGCCGCUCGCUUGCAAGAACAAAUAGGCAAUGCCAAUAAAGUCAACAUCAUGAAUCGGGCCAUCAAAGCGCUGGUCAAAGAAGGCGCGAUGCUGAAGCGUGAAGAAUGGAUUGCCGAGGCUGAGAAAUGCGAAGAGGAAGGCGCCGUCUUGACGUGCGGUGCCAUCAUUCGGGAAACACUUGGCUGGUCACUGGAUGAAGACGAUGACCGGAAAGAAAUCUUCAAGGAUGACGCAAAGGCAAGCAUAGCGAGGGGUCGGUACGAAACUGCGAGGGCCAUUUAUGCCUAUGCCCUACGAAUCUUUCCCACCAGCAAAUCACUCUGGUUUGCCGCUGCAGAUCUCGAAAGGAAUUACGGCACCAAAGAAGCUCUUUGGCAAGUCUUGGAGAAGGCUGUCGAGGCUUGUCCCCAGUCGGAAGUGCUGUGGCUCCAACUUGCGCGAGAGAAAUGGGCUGCCGGCGAAGUCGACGAUGCCCGCCGUGUGCUCGGCAAGGCUUUCAAUCAAAAUCCGAACAACGAAGAGAUCUGGCUGGCGGCAGUCAAGCUGGAGGCGGACGCAAAACAAGUCGACCAAGCACGAGAGCUUCUUGCAACCGCAAGACAGGAGGCUCCGACUGAACGAGUAUGGUACAAAAGCGCGGCGUACGAGAGACAGCUGGGUAAUACCGACGUUGCCCUUGAUUUGGUCCUCCAGGGCCUGACGUCGGCUGUGGUGGAUAAGAAAGAAACGCGAUUCCCGCGAAGUGCAAAGUUAUGGAUGAUGAAAGGUCAAAUAUACGAGGACAAAGGCAUGAUGCCUCAGGCCCGGGAGGCCUACUCUCAAGGCACGAGGGCAUGUCCCAAGUCAGUGCCACUUUGGCUUCUUGCGGCCCGACUGGAAGAGAAGGCUGGCGUGACGAUCAAAGCAAGGUCUGUGCUUGACAGAGCUCGAUUACAAAACCCCAAGAACCCCGAAUUGUGGGUGGAGAGUGUCAGAGUUGAGCUCCAGGCAAAACCACCCAACAUCCAACAAGCCAAGAUCCUGAUGUCCAAAGCGCUACAAGAAUGUCCCAAGUCUGGGCUACUGUGGACAGAAAACAUCUGGAAGCUCCAACCAAGGACUCAGCGGAAGCCGUUGAGUUUGGAAGCCAUCAAGAAUGUCGACAACGAUCCGAGCCUAUUUGUCACCGUGGCCCGGAUUUUCUGGAGUGAACGAAAAUUGGACAAGGCCAUGAAUUGGUUUGAGAAGGCCAUUGUGCUCGACAGUGAUCUGGGAGACACUUGGGCCUGGUAUCUGAAAUUCUUGAUGCAGCAUGGUACCGAUGAAAAACGAGAGGACGUUAUUUCAAAGUGCGUGACCAGCGAGCCCAAGCAUGGCGAGGUUUGGCAGAGAGUCAGAAAGGAUCCCAAGAAUGCGUACCUCAGUACUAAAGAAGUCUUGCUGGAGGUUAUGAAUCAGCUUGAGGCUAAAGAAGUCAUCAGUUAA
Molecule: messenger RNA, 2838 nt
Organism: Capronia epimyces CBS 606.96
Lineage: Eukaryota; Fungi; Ascomycota; Eurotiomycetes; Chaetothyriales; Herpotrichiellaceae
Exons: 3
Coding region: 1-2838 (945 amino acids)
Biological process (GO): mRNA splicing, via spliceosome; spliceosomal tri-snRNP complex assembly
Cellular component (GO): catalytic step 2 spliceosome; U4/U6 x U5 tri-snRNP complex
Molecular function (GO): protein binding
Source: RefSeq, a predicted model, not a curated record